Ctenopharyngodon idella (grass carp) is the source of this 4203-nucleotide messenger RNA. RefSeq names its product mitogen-activated protein kinase kinase kinase kinase 3a (gene map4k3a). Gene Ontology annotation, molecular function: ATP binding; MAP kinase kinase kinase kinase activity. The record is from RefSeq and is a predicted model, not a curated record. Lineage: Eukaryota; Metazoa; Chordata; Actinopteri; Cypriniformes; Xenocyprididae. Bases 230 to 2938 code for a protein of 902 amino acids. Gene Ontology annotation, biological process: protein phosphorylation. The transcript has 34 exons.
AACCCAUCCUCCUCCUCCUGUCUUCAUCCUCCCAUUCCAGGCAUUCUCCACUAUUCCAGCGCAGCGCAUGCGCAGUGGAGCUCACGGGAAGCCAUGUUAAAGUUAGUCAAGUACUGAGACUGAGAUUCCCUUCUGACGCCGUAUGUUUAUUUUUUUCCGUUUUUCUCCUUUCGUCCGUAUCAGGGCCCCCAGCAAUUAACAUUGAUAGUUAGAGGCCGGAGUCCCCACGAUGAACUCUAGUUUCGAUCUGUCCAGGCGAAAUCCACAAGAGGAUUUCGAGCUUAUCCAGAGGAUAGGCAGCGGGACCUACGGGGAUGUUUACAAGGCUCGUAAUGUCACUACAGGAGAGCUGGCUGCUAUCAAGGUCAUUAAACUGGAGCCAGGCGAGGACUUCGCAGUGGUUCAGCAGGAAAUAAUCAUGAUGAAAGACUGCAAGCACUCUAACAUUGUGGCCUAUUUUGGUAGUUACUUAAGGAGAGAUAAAUUAUGGAUAUGUAUGGAAUACUGUGGGGGAGGCUCAUUGCAAGACAUAUAUCACGUUACUGGGCCACUAACAGAAUCACAGAUAGCAUAUGUAACAAGAGAAACCCUUCAGGGUUUAUAUUACCUACACAACAAAGGAAAGAUGCAUCGAGACAUAAAGGGUGCCAAUAUUUUAUUGACGGACAAUGGUUAUGUCAAGCUAGCUGAUUUUGGCGUAUCUGCACAGAUCACAGCCACACUAGCUAAAAGAAAAUCCUUCAUUGGGACUCCUUAUUGGAUGGCCCCAGAAGUGGCCGCCGUGGAGAGGAAAGGAGGCUACAAUCAUCUGUGUGACAUCUGGGCUGUGGGCAUCACCGCUAUUGAACUAGCCGAACUGCAACCUCCCAUGUUUGACCUUCAUCCAAUGAGAGCUCUGUUUUUGAUGACAAAAAGCAACUUUCAACCCCCCAAAUUAAAAGACAAAGUUAAAUGGACCAAUAAUUUCCACAGUUUUGUGAAAUUGGCGUUGACGAAAAACCCAAAGAAACGGCCACCAGCUGACAAGUUAUUGCAGCAUCCCUUUGUGUCCCAACCGUUGAGUCGUAUUUUGGCGAUUGAGCUGCUGGAUAAAGCGAACAACCCCGACCACUCGUCCUUCACAGACCUGGAUGAUGACGACCCCGAGCCAGAGCCUCCAGUGUCUGUUCCACAUCGGAUUCGCUCAACAAGCCGUACCAGUCGGGAAGGGAAGACUCUGUCAGAGAUUAACUUCGGUCAGGUGGAGUUUGACCCUCCUAUAACAACAGAGACGAAACCGCAUCAUGAACCGCCCGACAUUGACGAUUUUUUGGACUGUGCCGAAGAAAUAUACUACACUGCAAGAUCUAAUCUGGAUUUACAGAUGGAUUAUGGACAAGGAUCUCCUAAAGGCUCCAUCAUGGGAGGAAAUAAGAGCCUCUUGAAAUCUGUUGAAGAGGAGCUGCACCAGAGGGGGCAUGAGGCUCAUUUGGAGGAUGAUGAUGAGGUAGAAGAUGAUGGUGAUGAUCAUGAUGAUGAAUUGCAACACACGAAAAACUCUACCAUGAGGCCUAAGGUCCCCCCACCACUUCCUCCCAAGCCAAAGCCUAGUCCCGGACCUCAUCAAAGCCCCUCUGGUGAUCAUGACGGUAACCAGGGCACAAUAAAGCGCUGCCCGGGACCUGAAAGCCCGGCUCGAUCAUCCACCAAUGUACCCCCUCGGCCUCCGCCUCCUCGACUGCCUGCAAACAAGCUCAGCAGUUUAGGCAAUGGAAUUAGCCCAUCUGAACAUUCGCCCUCAACGGAGAGACAGUCCACAAUGCCCCCUGCUGUUCCUAUACCAAAGGACAAGAAAGAUUUUCUAAAGCCCAUCAGUAAUGGUCUCCCUCCAACUCCAAAAGUUCAUAUGGGAGCAUGUUUCUCUAAAGUCUUUAAUGGCUGUCCAUUAAAAAUACACUGCGCUACCUCAUGGAUCAAUCCAGACACACGAGACCAGUAUCUGAUAUUUGGAGCAGAGGAAGGUAUCUACACCUUAAACCUUAAUGAGCUGCACGAGACGUCCAUGGAGCAGCUUUUCCCCAGGAGAUGUACUUGGCUGUAUGUCAUGAGCAACAGCCUGCUAUCAAUAUCCGGAAAAGCAUGUCAUCUUUACUCUCACAGUCUGACUGGCCUGUUUGAACAUGCUCGACAAAUGCAGAAACUCCCUGUUGCCAUACCAACACAUAGAUUUCCUGACAAAAUGAUCCCCAGGAAAUUCUCAGUGUCCAAUAAGAUCCCUGAAACAAAAGGGUGUCAGAAGUGCUGUGUAGUGAGGAAUCCUUAUACUGGUCACAAGUACCUGUGUGGUGCCUUUCAGUCCAGUGUUGUCCUUUUUGAGUGGGUGGAGUCCAUGCAGAAAUUCAUGUUGGUCAAGAGCAUAGACUUCCCCCUGCCGUGUCCGCUGGAGGUGUUUGAGAUGCUGGUGGUUCCAGAGCAUCAGUAUCCUCUCAUCUGCAUAGCUGUGAGCAAAGGGACGGAGCUUAAUCAGGUGGUGCGGUUUGAGACACUCAAUCCCAACUCUACCUCCAACUGGUUCGACUCUGAUACCCCACAGAGUUGUGUGAUGCAUGUGACCCAGCUGGAGAGAGAUACAAUUUUAGUCUGCUUGGAUCGGUGCAUUAAGAUUGUGAAUUUGCAAGGUCGGUUAAAGUCCAGUCGAAAACUCUCAGCAGAACUGACUUUUAACUUCCAGAUUGAAUCAAUAGUUUGCCUUCAAGACAGUGUGUUGGCCUUCUGGAGACAUGGCAUGCAAGGACGUAGCUUCAAGUCCAAUGAGAUUACACAGGAGAUUUCUGACAACUCAAGGAUAUUUAGACUGCUGGGUUCAGACAGAGUGGUGGUUUUGGAGAGCCGGCCAACAGACAAUCCAACAGCACACAGCAAUCUCUACAUCCUCGCAGGCCAUGAAAAUAGCUACUGACCGCAAUGCAUCUUGGGGCAAAAACACUACAUGCCGGAAUGCAGCGUUACAAGAGCCUUGGAUUUCAUGUGGCCCAAUGACAACUGGCCACAUCCACAGAUAUGCUGCUGUUGGACCACUGAGAGCACAGAGGAAGACUUGAAUGGAUAUAAUGAUUUCAGAGAACAGAUAGGCCGUAACCGCAUGAUGUACUACCGUAUGCACUUUCACCCAUAACUGUUUUAGACGCCUCGUUUUGGUUUGGCUUCUAGCAGUUUUAAUUUAUUUUGUAACUGAAACACACACACUUUUUUUUUUUUUUUUUUUUCAAAAAUAAGCAAGAUUUCUUUUGUUUUAAGCCACUACUCUCACAUGACGCUAACCACACAAGUGCUUGAAGACACGUAUUUAAUUCAUGUACAUACAGUCAUAGUAUUGAGUUGUACUCUUUGCAUUGGUUAUGUAGAUAUCAGUACAUUUAUGUUGUACAGGUUUGUGGCAGCGUUGGCUGUUGUAAAGGACUGUGAGAUGUUGGGUACUACUUAAAAUGACCUCUAAGGCCAGAUAAUUUUUGUUAUAUGCAAUGGUUUAAGAAUCACAAAGCUGAAGUGCCACUCUUUCCAAGACUUGCCUUCUUAACGUCUUUGUUUUAGUUUUAAUUUUAAUUUUUAUCUUUUGUUUUAUUGUAAAACCUAAUCUUUUUUAUAUAAAGCCAAAUGGUGUUUUAUUGAGCAACUUUUAAUUCAACUGCCCUCGUAAUUGUUUUUAACUCUGUGGUAUGCACUCACUUCAAAUUUGCACAAUGUUAUUAAAAUGUUGAUGUGUAUAUGUAAGUGUAUGUUUAAAACCAUACAGAUAAUAACAUAUAUAGAUAUAUACACAUGUAUUUUUUGUAAAUGUGUACAUGUAUAACCCUAAUAAGCAAUAAAUCAUAAGGAUGUUUAUACAUUCUUUUAAACAAACCUGUAAGACUGAAUUCUCAAGCUUGUUAUAUGGAUGUCACUGUCUGCAUCCGGUUGUGUUUGUAUGUAAUUUGAGUGCUGUACACACUAUUUACAAGAUGUUGGAGUUUGUGAGUUGCUGUAAACAUUCUGCAACAUGUACUUUCACUUUCAGAACUGUCAUUGAAAGUAAAGGAAAUUCCAUCAUAAGAAAAGAAAAACAUAUUCCUUGAGUUAUCUUGUUUGUUUAUCUGUAAUUGGCAAGUUAGUACGAUUAUGGAAUUAAUUUUCGUUUUGUGUCAAUGUACAUAGUGUAAAAUAAAAUCACAUGGUUUUACAUACUGA